GCAUUGCUACCAUCUUCGUGACGAGUCAGCUGAUCUAACCCGAACAAGGAAAAAGGUGUCGUAGGAAGAUCUGUGGAUGAUGGACGCUUUAAUUACUGUAGCGUUUAUAUUUUGCUCGGCUUUUACGGCAGGUGUUCAGGGGGAUAGCCUCACUAUAUUGCAGGCCCCUGAGUAUGUUUCCUUCCAAAAGGGAGACUGGCCCAUCUCUGGGGAGAAGAUCCCUGACAUGGUGGCUCUCACAAUGGGCUUCUCUGUCCAGGAGGACCUCUCCUGGCCAGGCCUACAGGCCGGUCCAUUGUUCCAGCGUCCCAAGGCCAAUGUGUUGGUGGUAGUGAGAGGGGUGGACAACCUGGCGCUGCCCCAGAGCGUGGCCUCCUACCCCCUGGAGAAUCCGGUGCCGUUCACCCUCGACAGUGUAGCUGAGACGGUCCACUCUUUGUUUGCUGAGGACACCCCCGUGGUUCUCCAGCUGGCCCCCAGUGAGGAGAGGCUGUACAUGCUGGGGAAGGCCAACGCUGUUUUUGAGGACCUUCCCGUAACCCUGCAGCAGAUCCGUGCUCGUCUGUCCCAGGAUGGCUCCGUGCUCGCUGCCCUGCCGCUGAACGCCCUCAGUCGAAACGCUGAGGCUGAUUUGCUCUUCCUGUCUGAGGUCCAGGUGUUGCAUGACAUCACUGCCCUGCUACAGAGACAUCGGCAUCUAGCCAAGGACCAUUCCCCAGACCUGUACUCCCUGGAGCUAUCUGGCUUGGAGGAGCUGGGUCGUCGAUACGGACAGGACUCACCUCAGUACAGAGAUGCCACCAGUAUUCUGGCUAACGUCCUGCAGAAGUUUGGUCAGGACGUGUUUGGUCUCUAUGGUGACAGUGCGGUGGUGGAGGUUGUCACGGUGAAGAACUUUGAGGCGCCACUGACCAGGAAGUCUCGCUCAAUCCUUGAGUCCAAACAAAUUAGCAACCCUGGCAGCCCCUAUAACCUGGCUUAUAAAUAUAACUUUAACUAUGCAGUCAUCUUCAACAUCGUUCUGUGGCUGAUGAUCCUGCUGGCCCUUGCUGUCAUUAUCAUCUCAUACAACUUGUGGAACAUGGAUCCAGGAUAUGACAGCAUCAUCUACAGGAUGACCAAUCAGAAAAUUAGGUUGGACUGAAGUCUGCCUAGCAACACUCCAUCCCUCCAAUAAGACCUCUCAUACUGAAACUAUCAUUUUUGUGGUUUCCUUGUAUUUCUGUUUGUUUGGUUUUUGUGAAAAAUCAAUGUGGUGCUGAAAGCUGUAGGCCUAAUUCUAAUCUGUAAUCUAAGGAAAGAAAUACAUUUUGGUACCAAGAAGAGAGAGGGGAAGUGGGAGGUUGGGUUGGGUAGGUGUAAGAAACAGGGUGAACAUUAUUCCACCUAGUGUAAAUAUGACCCAUGGUUUUACCUGUUAAACCAGAUAGUCUAUUGUCAUCCAUCCACUCCACUGUACAUCAGGUUCCCAUGGUUGUCUACGGACUGAGUAAACAUUGCUCAGGAGGACGUAAAUGUUUUAUACAAAAUGUAUAAAAUCUCGUAGAUGCAGUUCACUGUAAUAUCACUGGAUAAUUCCUUUGACAAACAAAGGUUGGCUUGAUAGUCGUUUUCUUGGUUAAUGCUAAAUUUCAACACUGAAGCAUUGUCUAGCUUUACAUUCCGUGUGAGUAUCCCUUAUGUUGUCCUGUUACUUCCCUUGUGAUGUGUCCAUUUUUGUUUUCAUUGUAAAAAGAUAUUUCUAGUGUUCUGAAAGACUGAAUUAUAUAUUGUGUGUGAUGUAAAUGCUUGUCUUGUGGUAUGGAACUGUUUUAAUUUAAACUGUUGUCUGUGUAUAUAUUGAAGUUAGAAAUAGAAAUGUUCAGAAGGAAUCUGUGUUGCAGGAACUAAAAUCUGUAAUAUUUCGGGGCAGGUUGCAAAUGCGCCUUGCAUGAAUUUGUGUCAUUUUGACAUGAAACCUUGAAAAUUCGUCAAAUAUGCACAAUAAAUAAAUAACUAUCA
This is a messenger RNA of Esox lucius (northern pike), 2001 nucleotides long. RefSeq names its product ATPase H+ transporting accessory protein 2 (gene atp6ap2). Gene Ontology annotation, cellular component: external side of plasma membrane; membrane. The record is from RefSeq and is a predicted model, not a curated record. Gene Ontology annotation, biological process: positive regulation of Wnt signaling pathway. Gene Ontology annotation, molecular function: signaling receptor activity. The transcript is spliced from 9 exons. Bases 77 to 1144 code for a protein of 355 amino acids. Lineage: Eukaryota; Metazoa; Chordata; Actinopteri; Esociformes; Esocidae.